Anopheles aquasalis is the source of this 3112-nucleotide messenger RNA. RefSeq names its product Plasmanylethanolamine desaturase Kua (gene Kua). Gene Ontology annotation, molecular function: oxidoreductase activity. Lineage: Eukaryota; Metazoa; Arthropoda; Insecta; Diptera; Culicidae. The record is from RefSeq and is a predicted model, not a curated record.
CGCCGUGGUUCGAGACACUCUCUCGCGUCGCGUUGGAUCGUCGUAGGACCUGUGGCGCUGUUACUGUUUAGUCGUCAUCGAGAGUAUGUAAAGAAGGAGUGGAGCGUGGUUCACACACGUUUGCUAGUACGGGAACGAUCGAUUUGAUGAGUGAGACAUUGUGAAAAGUGACUCCAUUUGUUUGCGUGCAAAGUGUUUGGCUUUGGGCCUUAAGAACGUGAAAGACGAGGAGGUAACGGUGAAAGUGUAACUGAUAAUCCGGCUAUCCGGCUAUCCGGCUUCGGGGACCAUUCCGGGGGACCUUUUCGGAUCGUAAAUCGCGCUCGCUCGCCACUUGUUGGGUAAACAUUUUUGUCAGGACCAAAAGGAAGCAACAUCCGGGACGCUAUCCGGGACUAGAGGUCCGGUCACCAGCGGGCGACUUCUCGGCUACCGUGGAGUGGUACCCGGUGACAAACACACACAUAUACAUUGCAUGGAGUGGUAAAAUGGAUCUAAUAUCGUUGCCACCCUGCUCCCGACGCUUGGAAUCGAUGACGCUGAUGGCGACGGCGACGGCUGCAACGGUGUCGGAGCAACCGACGCUCGUCCUGUCCCCUGCCUCUAGCUCGGCGAUUAAAAUCUCGACCACUUUCCUAAAGACACCCGUCAAGACGGACCAGGAGAUUCUGCAAAACUCGAUGCUGGAGGAUGACCCCAACUCCAACACCAUUCUGGCCGGAUCCGGCGUCCCUGGUACGGACGGCGACAAGCGAGAGCAGCACGUGAAGCGACCACGCUGGGGUCCCCAGCACAAGGGAGCGCAGGAGCUGGCGAAGCUGUACAGCAGUGGCAAACGAACCCAGGAGCUUGUCUGCGUCUACAUCUGCAUCACGCUGAUGGUCCUGAAUCUUGCUCUCAUCCUGCGUCACUUUCGAUUCGAGCGCAUCAGCAAUGUUGUGGUGGCUGCCAUUUUUGGCAUACUAACAGCGGACUUUGGGUCUGGCCUGGUGCACUGGGGUGCCGACACGUGGGGUUCGGUAGAUCUUCCGAUCGUGGGCAAGAAUUUUCUAAGACCCUUCCGGGAGCACCACAUCGAUCCGACCUCCAUCACGCGCCACGAUUUCAUUGAAACGAAUGGCGAUAACUUUAUGGUGGCACUGCCGAUCCUUGGCAAGCUGGCGUGGAACUUUUUCACGCGAUCGAACGCCGAAAUCCAGCAGGAUUACGCGAUUAGUGCGUAUCUGUUUCUCUGCUCGAUCUUUAUCGCCAUGACAAAUCAGAUUCACAAAUGGUCCCACACGUACUGGGGCCUGCCCGGCUGGGUACUGUUCCUGCAGAGGCAUCACAUCAUCUUACCGAGACGCCACCAUCGCAUCCAUCAUGUGGCGCCACACGAAACCUACUUCUGCAUAACGACCGGUUGGCUCAAUUGGCCGCUGGAGAAGAUAAAAUUCUGGUCCACGUUGGAGGCGAUAAUCGAGCUGUCGACGGGCCACAAACCACGAGCCGACGAUCUAAAGUGGGCGCAGAAGCGAGCCUGAUCCGGUGGAACGUUCGCACCGCGCAGGCAACCACGGUCCACAAGCACCUCAGUGUUGGAACUGUUUCGAGUGAUAAACAUAGCACUUUGCUGAGCUCAUACUCGCUAGCCACGUAGAGAAUCAAGCGUACAGCCACUGUAACUUACAUAGGAGCAGCACAAAAAAAAAACAUCCAUUGAAGCCACGGAAGAGAUGCUUCGGCACCAAUCAUACAGCAUUGCAUAGCGCUAUCGCAAGACUUUGGAAAGUUUUUAUAAAUAUAAAAGAACUUUUUUAGGGUUUACAUGUACACGAGGAGGAGGAGGCGAACAACCUACACUGACCAAUCGAUUGUAGUUUAGCGGUCGCUCCGAGUGGUAGUACCUAUAUUAUCCAGACCAACAGGCAAAAAGGCAACAUGGAAAGAGCGAUAGAGAGAAAGACAGAGAAAAAGAGAGAGAGAGAGAGAGUGUGAAAGGGGAGGGGGAGAAAAAAAGAAAGAAAGGGUGAUCAUUGUUGGCAGAGAGUUAGUCUGUCAGGAGAACUUUAAUAGAAACACCUUUUUACAAACUCUUUACAGCUCUAAGCGACAAUUGGCAUGCUGUUUUAAGUAUACACUUGAAUGUGCAAGGGGUAUGAAGGGGAUAUUAAGAUAGUGUAGCUUUGACACUUUUGUACUAGCGUAGUUUUGUUCGAUUUCGACAACACCGAGCACAAAAGCGAUUGCGCGAUUGAAUAGCAGUCGAACAUAUGAAGUCAUUAGUAGAUUCCGCAUAAACAUACCAGUUUUUUUUACAAAAAUAAUUUUGUUUUUGUUAGAAAAGCACAACCGCUGACUUUGUUAUUGUUUGAUAAACACAAAACCAACCGGCAAACGUUCCAAACUUUACCAACUUUGGUAUUCACAAGCGUCAAACUGGUUAACAGUAUACGAUGUAGCUGACACAGAUGUCUAUUUAUUUUAGUCAACGACCAAAGGUGUCAGAUAUUUCACCAGUGCGCAAUUACAUACACACUUGUUUCUCACUCCACAUACAACGCUAGCUCGAAGUACCAAUAAUAACGAAAAAGGACAUUUGAUUACACACGCUAAUGAAAGUCCGGGUUUUCAACAUUGGAAACAGCCUUAACAUGCAUCUUCGCAACGCAUCAUCACAAAUUUUGCAGAGCAAAUGAUCCUUAUGGUGCCUGAGUAUUUGAUCUAUUUGUAAAAAGCAAAUACAAACAAGUAGAUUUGAGAAUGGAUUUAGCAAGCACAACGUACAAUAUGACGCACCGAGCAACUUAAACGCUUAAUAAUCUCAAUUAUUGAAAUUAUUUUCAGAAAAAACACAUUUACACAAAGAAAGCUCAAACCGAUUUGUGUUAAAAAGCAGGAAUAGUGUGUACAGAAAUAUGGACAACCUGGAAUGCAACUGACGUGUGUACAAACAGGAGAACGUCGCUGCAGAAAUAGCUGGGGUGGCAUGAAACACUAGCAAAGAAAUGUGUAAUCAUCAUAAAGCAUUUACAGAUCGUUUACAAUCGUAUGCUGCGUAUAAGUUUUGUUAAGCGUGAAGAGCGCAUGUUGGUAGCUUAAGGAAUACUUAAUAUUAGAUGAUGGAGUUUAG